This is a messenger RNA of Neolamprologus brichardi, 2884 nucleotides long. RefSeq names its product UDP-GlcNAc:betaGal beta-1,3-N-acetylglucosaminyltransferase 9 (gene b3gnt9). NCBI's taxonomy places the organism in Eukaryota, Metazoa, Chordata, Actinopteri, Cichliformes, Cichlidae. The record is from RefSeq and is a predicted model, not a curated record. Gene Ontology annotation, biological process: poly-N-acetyllactosamine biosynthetic process; protein O-linked glycosylation. Gene Ontology annotation, cellular component: Golgi membrane. Gene Ontology annotation, molecular function: UDP-glycosyltransferase activity; hexosyltransferase activity.
UACACAACGAACACGUGUUAUUUCCUACAGCACCUGAACGCAGCAUGAGGAGCGCCGUCCUGCAGGUCAGAGAAACACCUCCAGGCUUUUCAUCUCGUCUUUGAGCAUCUUUCGCACUCAUGAAAACAGCACACGGACAGAUGUGCGCUAUUUUACUUCCCCUCGCGGUUUUCUACAAACUCUGGAAGUCGGUUUACUUUGUUAGAGCAGGAGCCCACGCUGGAGCCCACGCUGGAGCCCAGAUGUUUUUAGUUUGACCCUCUGUCUGCCUCCUCGCCAGCGUCUUCAAACGAUGCUGAGAAGGAUGUUGAUGACGAGGAGGCUCCUCCAUGUGAAGGGAGACGUGAUGUGCACAGUUCUGCUGCUGCUGCUGUUCUGUUUCCUGCUGUACGCCCGACACGUUGUGCUCUCCUCUGGAUGGGACAGACCUGUGUGGAAACUGCACAUCCACGGCUCCACCAGCCCCAGUCGGACCCUGCUGGGAGCCACUGGAGCUAAAGUGGGCCAGGACUUUCAAGGGGCGUUCCCGUCCAGGGCUUCAGGGGUCCAGCCACCUCCAUGUAAAUCCCAGUCCAGGUCGAAACCUCCCCAACACAAAUCCAAGUCUAAGGGCAAAUCCAAGCCACGCAGGAAGAACGCCGUGCCGACCAAGACUGCGGCCAAUCCCCUGCCCACGAUGCCACAGUUUGACUUUGAGGCUUAUCUGAGAGAAAAGGACAACAGAAACUUCAAGCUGCUCAUAGACCAGCCAGAAAAAUGUCACAUCAGAGGAGCAGAGGAACAAGGAGGAGGGUCUAACAAUGCCCCUUAUAUGCUCAUUGCAGUGAAAUCCAUAGCAGCAGAUUUUGAUAAACGUCAGGUAGUACGCCGGACGUGGGGUAAGGAGGGACAUUUUGAAAAUGACGUGUCCAUCCGCACAGUUUUCCUCUUGGGUGUUCCCAAGAAUCGAACCGCUCUGCCUCUGUGGGAUCAGCUCCUGUCCUACGAGAGUCAAACCUAUAAGGACGUCCUGCUGUGGGAUUUCGAAGACACCUUUUUCAACCUGACGCUAAAAGAAACACACUUUCUGAACUGGAUCAACAGCAGCUGUCCUCGUGUCAAGUUCAUCUUCAAAGGUGAUGCCGAUGUGUAUGUUAAUGUGGAAAACAUACUGGAAAUGCUACGAGGUCAACAGCCAAACGAGGAUCUGUUUAUCGGUGAUAUCAUUAUCCGUGCUAAACCCAUUCGCCGGCGCACUUCCAAAUACUAUGUGCCAGAGUUUAUGUACGGGGGGGGUCUGUACCCCGAUUACGCUGGCGGAGGAGGGUUCGUGAUGUCGGGACACACGGCUCAGAGACUGAGCUCUGCCUGUCGACAGGUGGAAUUGUUCCCCAUCGACGAUGUCUUUCUGGGAAUGUGCCUCCAGCUGAUCGGCAUCAAACCAUUGCGACAUCAGGGCUUCCGGACCUUUGGAAUUCCCCGCCCGUCAGCAGCUCCUCACCUUCAGACGUUCGACCCUUGUUUUUACAGAGAACUCAUGGUUGUUCACAGCCUCAGCGUCCCCCAAAUCUGGCUCAUGUGGAACCUCCUGCACGACCCCAAACUGAGCUGCCACAACAGGACCAGCCGGACGCCCCGGCCUUUUAAAUGGAGGGCGGGGCUGGGCUCGAUGGUGGGGCAGGAGACGGACUACGAUGAGAAACGGGUGUUCGUCUCACAUUAGUGACCCUACAAAAUGGUCCUAGCACGAGACUGGAAAGGCUCGUGAGGCGUUCAAAAGCGCAGCUGAGUCAUGUGAGACUUUAUACGAGCUGGCUGGCAGUCGUGGGGGAAAUGAAGUGACGAAGGCCAAAUGUGUUCCAGACUAUUGAGAAAGAAAGCCCCGAGGGGAUUUUAGCUUGACAUCAGAGCCCCAUUUGUCUCUUCACACUGUGGCUGUGAACAGUUGGGACUUUUAAACCUUAAUGUGUUGUUUACAGUGUUUAUGUCCACACAGUUCCACGAGAACAACCAAAGAAAGUGCGGUUAGCUGGUUUAACCCCAUUUGCUCGAAGCUGUCACGUUAACAUUCAGACUGUGGACAAGACUGGAAAUGACUUUGUGUAGUGGGAAGGCAGCGGGGAUUUUUAGAGAUGCCCCUCUCUUCUUUGUAACGCUGCCCAGAGGCGCCAAUGGAAGGUCGCAUUAUCUGUCCCCGGAGGAGCAGCAAAUCACGUCUAAAUAGAAACCAUCUGCAUGAUGCAAACCAAAUGGGACCAAGCCUCACUGAAACAUGCACACUAACUACACCUCUGCCGAAGUUUGGGCGUACCCCGUUUCCUAAUCUGCCAAAGCUCACACAUGUAUACAGAUCACAUUUAUGUCCGUUAAAACGAAAUAAACAAUCUCGUGUUCUCUGGACUUUAGUAGAAUUUGCCUGUUUUUGCCAUGUUGUGUAAGAUUAGUCUAGAAUAUUAUGGCUGAUAUGGUCGUCAUGAAGACAGACGAAGCAAACAUGGACGGGACAGCACUGAGGUUCAGUGUUUAGUGUGGCAGACUUCAGCAAAGUGGGUUUGGUUUUCGAGGCAUAUUGUAACCCUGUCAUUACUUGUUUGACAUUUCAAGGGGUCGAGAUAAGACAAACAAAACCAAAUGUUCAACCAGCUUCAUCAGAUACUCACAGCGAUUGAUAAACACACAACACAGAUAAUUACAGAACAAUAUGUAAAUAUAACAUCGGCUGAUCUGUCUCUCUCUGAUAGGUCAACCUGAAUGCAUGGCAGGUUUAUUUAUAGCACAAUUCAACAACAAGGUGAUUCAAAGUGCUUUACAGAGACAUUAGAAACAGAAACAAAUAAAACGCAGGAUUUAAAAUUGAUUAAAAAAAACAGUCGAUAAAAUCAGAAGUUAAAAUGUACGUUUUAAA